AUGACCACAGCACAUCGACCCACCUUUGAUCCGGCACGCGGAAAAGACGCCCAGCGCGGUCCCGCAUUCCACCAACGUCUCCUACCUGCGCACACCGUCCUCAAACACCGCCAACCCGGCCAAGGCACCGAAACCGAAACCAACCGCCGCGACCUCCUCCAGGAGCUCCUCGAAGCCGAAGCCGCCCACGAAGCGAAGAAGUCCGGCCACCCCGUCCCGAGCGCGGACCGCGAUGCGAUCGAGGGCGCCGACGAACGCGGCACGAAACGCGCGCACGGGGCGAUCGAGGGCGUGGGGGAGGCGGAUGUAGAGGACGCGGACGAGGAUGCGGAGGCGAAGCGGCGGAGGACGAUAUUAGAGGAGGCGGCGGGGUUGGAUAGGGAUGAAGAGGAUAGCGAGGAGGACAGUGACGAGGAGAGCGAUGAGGAUGAGGAUGAGGAGGCGCUACUGUUGAGGGAGAUGGCGCAGAUUCGGAAGGAGAGGGCGGAGAAGGCGGCGCGAGAGGAGGCGGAAAAGGCGGAGAAAGAGGAGGAGCAGAGGGUGCAUGAGAUCGCGAGGGGGAAUCCGCUAUUGAACCCGAACGACUUCACGGUGAAGCGGCGGUGGGAUGACGAUGUGGUGUUCAAGAACCAGGCGCGAGGAACGGAAGAUCGGAAUAAGAAGACGGAGUUUGUCAACGAUCUCUUACGAUCGGAUUUCCAUAAGCGGUUCAUGAGCAAAUACGUCCGAUAA
This is a messenger RNA of Eremomyces bilateralis CBS 781.70, 732 nucleotides long. Its product is annotated as Cwf15/Cwc15 cell cycle control protein. The record is from RefSeq and is a predicted model, not a curated record. The transcript is spliced from 4 exons. Bases 1 to 732 code for a protein of 243 amino acids. Gene Ontology annotation, biological process: mRNA cis splicing, via spliceosome. Gene Ontology annotation, molecular function: RNA binding. Gene Ontology annotation, cellular component: catalytic step 2 spliceosome. NCBI's taxonomy places the organism in Eukaryota, Fungi, Ascomycota, Dothideomycetes, Eremomycetales, Eremomycetaceae.